AUGGUGGCAAAUACAUUUGUAUCAUUAUUGUUAGUAUGUUUUUUUUUUGUCUUUUGUUUAACAAAUAAUAAUACAUUGGCAUUAUCAAAUGCAGAUAAAAAUUAUAAAAAUGGCAAAAAUAUAUAUCCUAUAAACUCAGAAAAUAAUAAAUUUUCAAAUGAAAAAAAUGGAAUCAAACAACUAAAGAAUUCAAAUUUGAUUGUUGCACUAGAUCAAAUUAAAAGGAUAUCCGAAGGCACAAAUAUAAAAAAUGCAGUUAAAACCUUUCUUAUAAAAAAUCCCACAUUAAGUGUUAUAAUGUUGCUCAUCAUAUCGGUAGUAAUAGGAUUUGUAACACAUAAAGUAGCGUUAAAUACAUUACAAAGGGAAAUUUGCUUUGGUAGUCCUUCUGACGAUGGUAUAGCCAAUGCUAUCAAGGAUAAUAUCAUAAACAGAAUUAUAGAAAUAGUUGCUAGUGAGACUAAAGAAAGUGAAUCAGAUGAAGCUAGAGAAAAUAAAAUAAACGAACUAAAUGAAGCAAAUCAACUUAAAUGA
This is a messenger RNA of Plasmodium yoelii, 534 nucleotides long. Its product is annotated as gametocyte-specific protein, putative. NCBI's taxonomy places the organism in Eukaryota, Apicomplexa, Aconoidasida, Haemosporida, Plasmodiidae. The transcript has a single exon. The record is from RefSeq and is a predicted model, not a curated record. The coding region runs from base 1 to 534 and encodes 177 amino acids.